AUGGACUCAAACCAGCUGGAGCCCUUCAAGCGUAAGAAAAAGAGACAGAAACAACCGCAACAGAAAAAGAAACAGGGAAAUGGAGUAGUGGUUGACCGGAUAAGUGAGUUACCUGAUGACAUCCUCUUCACGAUCCUGUCUUUCCUAUCAACGAGAGAAGCUGCCGCCACUAGUAUUCUUUCUUCCCGAUGGCCGAAUUUGUGGAAGCACACUCCUAAUCUUGACCUUUUCAACCGUAAUUAUGUCCGGAAAACUACUGAAAUCGAGCACACUUCAUGGGAUUUCGAGACAUGCCAAAAUGUCAAAAUGGUAAAUUCGGCUCUGGAAUCGCAUCAAGCCCCUUGCCUGAAACAGUUUAGAAUCUGUUUUUACAUAAAUAAGUCAGCACAAAGCACAAUCACCAAAUGGCUCGAAUUUGUGUGGUCGAGACAAGUUGAGAGAUUGGAGUUGAGCUUUUCAUGCCUUAGACAAAAGCAAGCAGUUGUGUUAGAAGAUAUGUUGGGAGAGAUGAGACCUAUGAAACAUCUUAGGGAAUUGUGUUUGAUAAACAUGAAAGUGAGCAGUGGCGAUAUCUCUUUGUUCCUAAGAAAUUGCCCCUUGUUGAAGAAACUGACUAUCAGAUGCUCAACUUUGACAUCUGAUGUUUAUCUAUGCGGCACAACCCUCAUGUUGGAGUAUCUUCAACUACAUUAUUGCAUCCUUAACGAAUCGAUUAUUAACAUUUCUGCUCCAUAUCUUUCUGAAGUUAAGAUCGAUGCAUAUCCGGGGCAGUUAUGGUUCAAGAAUGUUCCCAAACUUGUUGUGGCAACAUUUAUGCACCAUUUUGCUUUUGAAGUCUGUUGUAUUACUUCCCAACACCAGAAACUUACCUUGUCUCUCUCAUACACUGAGAACAUUGUGGCAAAUAGCUUUCCUCAAAUGCCUAAUCUCAAGGAGUUAAUCAUCAGAGAUAGCUCAUUGUAUAAGCAUGGUUUCUUGACAAAUUUAAAGAUGAAACACCAAAACCUGAAAGAUGUCCGCACCAACGUCUCAAAAUUUUAG
Molecule: messenger RNA, 1041 nt
Organism: Salvia hispanica
Lineage: Eukaryota; Viridiplantae; Streptophyta; Magnoliopsida; Lamiales; Lamiaceae
Source: RefSeq, a predicted model, not a curated record